Molecule: messenger RNA, 4038 nt
Organism: Nothoprocta perdicaria
Lineage: Eukaryota; Metazoa; Chordata; Aves; Tinamiformes; Tinamidae
Gene: CARS1
Product: cysteinyl-tRNA synthetase
Exons: 31
Coding region: 2-3190 (1062 amino acids)
Biological process (GO): cysteinyl-tRNA aminoacylation
Cellular component (GO): cytoplasm
Molecular function (GO): cysteine-tRNA ligase activity; protein binding; ATP binding
Source: RefSeq, a predicted model, not a curated record
CAUGGGCGCGCGCGCGGCGCUCCGGCCGCUCCUGGCCGCGGUUAUGUUGUUGACGAUCCUUGGAAGCAGAGCGAAUGAGUGUGAUCAAGGAGAAUAUUCGUAUGAAGGUUACUGCUGCAAAUCUUGUCCAGCAGGUUAUUAUGUUGCUCAGCACUGCAGUGCUUCACACUUGAGAGCAAUUUGUGCCCCUUGCAUUGAGGGAGAAGACUAUACUGCUCAUCCAAAUGGCUUGGAGAGAUGUCUGCCAUGCAAGCAGUGCAAAGAUGAUCAGGUAACUUUGAGGACCUGCACUCUGACGCGUGAUACUGAAUGUCAAUGCAAAGAAGGGUACUUCUGCCCUGUUGAGGGCUGUGAAAUGUGUCAGAAAUGUAGUACAAAGUGCCCAGAAGGAAAAGAAAUUGUCCAGAACUGCAAUGCUACGAUGGACCUGGAAUGUAGCUUACCUGGUCAAGGAAAUUCAUUUUUUAUUUGGGCUAUUAUAUUUGUUACUGUUUGUUUCAUUUUGAUGCUGCUCUGUUUUGUAUCUAGAAAGCUGAAGAGUGAUAAAGCCACUUCAAUAAAUAAAGAUGCAGUGAAAGGUCUGGAAGCUGGAGGCGCUACUAAAGGUCUCAUUUCAUCACAAGUGGAGAUAGCUGCAAAUAAUGCAGCCAGCGCAGAAAAUGAGAGGUCUGGGGAGAGCCUGGAAGGUCAAGCACCUACCAGUGUUAACUCAGAAGUGGAAAACAAAUCACCAGAGGAKGGUAGUGCCAGGCUUUCUGAGAAAAGCACCAUUCUGCCCAGGAGCUGGAGGUACCAAAUAGAAAGGGCUUGGAAGAGGCUCAGAAAGUCUCCACUGCCAGCAAAACCAAAGCAGAAUCCUACUUUUAAUCUCAACGCCUGCCUUAAAGCAGCAAAUAGUAGGAUGCCAGCAAAUCACGUGGUAAAAGAACCGAAGUAUCAAAUAAUAGUUAAAGAUCUCUCUCAAAAGGGUAAAGGCAAACGUGUGCAACCUUACUGGUCUCCUCCUGAAGGGACAAAACAUUCUAGACUCUGCCUCUAUAACAGCCUGACUCGCAAUAAGGAAAUAUUUCAGCCUCAGAAUGGCAAAAAGGUCACGUGGUACUGCUGUGGUCCAACAGUAUAUGAUGCCUCUCACAUGGGACAUGCCAGGUCCUACAUCUCAUUUGAUAUCCUGAGAAGAAUCUUUAGGGAUUAUUUUAAAUUUGAUGUUUUCUAUUGUAUGAAUAUUACAGAUAUUGAUGAUAAGAUCAUCAAAAGAGCAAGACAGAAUUUCCUUUUUGAACAAUAUAGGGAGAACAAAUCAACACCAGCUCAACUACUUGAAGACGUUAAAACUGCCUCACAGCUUUUUUCAGUUAAAUUAAAUGAGACAACAGACCCAGAUAAAAAGCAGAUGUUGGAAAGAAUUCAGAGUGCAGUGAAGUCUGCUUUUGACCCUCUGGAAGAAGCAGUACAAAAUAAGCUCCCCACGGAAGAGAUCAACAGAUAUCAUGAGACACUGUUGGAAGAAGCAAAAGAUUUGCUGUCUGACUGGUUGGACACAAAAUUUGGCAGUCAGGUGACAGACAAUUCCAUAUUCUCUAAGCUCCCCAAAUUCUGGGAAGCAGAAUUUCAUAAAGACAUGGAAGCUCUCAAUGUAUUACCUCCUGAUGUUUUAACACGAGUUAGCGAGUAUGUUCCGGAAAUUGUGGAAUUUGUUAAAAAGAUUGUGGAUAAUGGUUACGGGUAUGUGUCCAAUGGAUCUGUGUACUUUGAUACUAUGAAAUUUGAUUCUGCUGAGAAACACUCCUAUGCUAAAUUGGUUCCUGAAGCUGUAGGUGAUCAAAAAGCUCUUCAAGAGGGUGAAGGUGACCUGAGUAUAUCAACUGAUCGCUUGAGUGAGAAGCAUUCUCCAAAUGAUUUUGCUUUGUGGAAAUCCUCCAAGCCAGGAGAGCCCUCAUGGGAUUCUCCCUGGGGAAAGGGCCGUCCAGGCUGGCACAUUGAAUGUUCUGCAAUGGCUGGAUCCAUUCUAGGGAAGUCGAUGGAUAUUCAUGGAGGUGGAUUUGAUCUUCGUUUUCCACAUCAUGACAAUGAACUGGCACAGUCUGAGGCAUACUUUGAAAAUGAUUACUGGGUUCGAUAUUUUCUGCAUACUGGUCACUUAACAAUUGCUGGUUGUAAAAUGUCCAAAUCUUUAAAGAAUUUCAUUACUAUAAAAGAUGCCCUGAAGAAGCAUACAGCACGGCAGUUACGGUUGGCUUUCCUCAUGCACUCUUGGAAGGAUACACUGGAUUAUUCAAACAAUACCAUGGAGUCAGCUAUUCAAUAUGAGAAGUUUAUGAAUGAAUUCUUUUUAAAUGUGAAGGAUAUUCUUCGAGCUCCCACUGAUGUGACAGGCCAGUUUCAGAAAUGGGAAAACCAGGAAGCAGAGCUGAACAAAACUUUUUACGACAAGAAGGCAGCAAUUCAUGAAGCACUGUGUGACAAUAUUGAUACUCGCUCUGUCUUAGAAGAAAUGCGUUCAUUAGUCAGUCAGAGCAACUCCUAUAUUGCUGCAAAGAAAUCUUCCAGACAAAUGCCAAACAGACUUCUUUUAGAAAACAUCAGUUCCUAUCUAACUCAAAUGCUAAAGAUAUUUGGUGCCAUAGAGAGUGAUGAUGCAAUUGGGUUUCCUGUUGGAGGAAGUAGUCAAAACAUAAAUAUUGAAUCUACAGUGAUGCCAUACCUACAAGUCCUUUCUGAGUUUAGAGAAGGAGUGCGACAAAUUGCCAGAGAGAAGAAAGUAACUGAAGUGCUGCAGUUGAGUGAUGCUCUUCGAGAUGACAUCCUUCCUGAACUGGGUGUUCGAUUUGAAGAUCAUGAAGGACUGCCAACUGUGGUCAAAUUAGUGGAUAAAGACACAUUAUUGAAAGAAAGAGAAGAAAAGAAAAAGAUGGAAGAAGAGAAAAAAAGGAAGAAAGAAGAAGCAGCCAGGAAAAAACAAGAGCAGGAAGCUGCAAAACUGGCAAAAAUGAAGAUUCCACCACACGAAAUGUUUAAAUCGGAACAUGACAAGUAUUCCAUGUUUGAUGAAAAUGGAUUUCCUACCCAUGAUACAGAAGGCAAAGAACUCAGCAAAGGUCAAAUUAAGAAGCUGAAGAAACUUUAUGAAACSCAAGAAAAGUUAUACAAGGAGUAUCUACAAAUGGUUCAGAAUGGAAGUGCAAAUUGACAACAGCAGGACUUUUUUUAAAAGCUCUCUGCAGGGCAGGAGCACCUGACAGCAAGAUGACUCCACAGAUUGUGCCUCAGCCACGGCCCUGAAGUCUAGAGUCGUGCGGCAGGAGGUGAGGCACCACUCAGCAAAAAUCCCUCAUCGAUCACGCAGGAUUUACGCCUUUGCAGAGGGGCACUAAAAAUCCCACAGACUCACAGUACUUUAAAUGUAUUUUGCUUCAGCAUACAUCAGGGAAUGAAAAAGUACUCCCAACUCUCUGGUCUGUUUCAAGGCUUUGACGGUUGCUCCAGAAGAAAGCAAAUCUCUUUCUACAACACCAUCUAAAAUAUAAUUUAAGUCUGGGUUUGCAGCAUUUAUAACUGCAUUAACACGAGAGGCAGUAGCACAGAGGCACGAGCUCURCACACCCCAUGGCCACCUACGCAAGAAGAACCUCCUAAAUCUUCACAUGGAGCAAUAUCUGAUGCCAAGCUUCUCCAGGACACUAAGGGAGAAGUAGCUUUUAACAAAUACAGAUUAAUAAACUAACAAGCAAGAAAAGCCUAAAAGAAUACUUUACAGCUCUGAAUCAGCAUCAAACAUGAGUAUCUUCAGAUAAAUCCCCCUUUCAGAGUCCAUUAUGGUCUUUCAUGGGAGAACAAGAAUUAAGUAUAACUUAACCAUGACAAAUGCAGUCAUGUCAAAAUAAAGGUAACAAAAAGAAGAAGAGUUAACUUUUUGAUGUUAGGAAAAGGGCUCGUUUGGAUGGACAAGGAAAGAAAGGUGGGAGCAAAAAUUAAACCGGCCACUGAGCAAGUGCUUGAGCUGGCCGAGCGUGCUCGUUUGUGCUGCCGGCUCUCCCC